Molecule: messenger RNA, 1110 nt
Organism: Bursaphelenchus okinawaensis
Lineage: Eukaryota; Metazoa; Nematoda; Chromadorea; Rhabditida; Aphelenchoididae
Source: the annotation of a GenBank genome assembly
AUGGCCGAAAGUCCAAGUUUGAAUGGAGAUAAUAACCCAUUUGAUAUGCAGUUUCUGGCCAAAAUGCUCUCGGAAAUGAAAGCUCAAAAUGACAAUCUUGCAUCCACAUUAAAAGUUGAAGCUGAAAAGUCUGAAAAACAAAUUACUGAUUUGAAAAAGCAAAUUCUUGACAUGAAAACACACACUGAAAGCCAAAUGAAAGUUUUGAACGAAAAAGUAACUUGUUCGGGAGACAAAGCAGAAACCGAACAAAAUGGUACUGCUACGCCUUCAAAAGAAAAGGUCAAUUCUGAAGCAACAAAUUCUGGUGGUGUUGGUACUGAAAAUCAAUCUACUCCUACUUUCCGCCUUACUGAUACAGAAAGAGUAGUGUUUCAGUCUCCAAAAUCAGUGUUUGAAGACAAUUCGCAGUCAAGUGCCUCAGUUCCAAUAAACGAUGUUAGCAGUUUUAUUGUGCUUCAAUCCCAGAUUCCAAAAAUUACGGGAGACGACAAAACCGACGUUCUCGAGUCCUUCUUCUCGGCUUACAGAACUAGCACGCUACACUUUAGUGAGUUGUUAAAGAAGAAUCUUGUGGAAACCAAACUCACUGGUGAUGCUAAAGUAUGUUACAGAACCAUUCAGACCGAUUACCCGUUGUUAGACACGGAUAACUGCGUGAAAUUGUUGGAAAAAGAGCUGUUACAAUCAAAAUUUGACCCUGACAAGGCCAUGGCAGACUUCCAACGACCUUACUAUCGUAAACAUGAUCUGCAUAUUAGAGAUUAUGCCCGCAGAAUCAAAAUGCUGGCAUGUAGAGCACUCAUUGGUUACCCCAAAGAGCUUCGAGAACGAGAAAUGAUUGCCAAAUUUUUGGGUGGAUUGAAUUGUGAACAGGCUCACAUUGCACUCAGUUCACAACAAACAUUGAAUCCAGAUUAUGAUUCUAUGGUGCGAGUUGCUUGUAAGGUGUACGAUGGCUUACAGACUCGCUCACAAGUAAAGAAACAAAAUGACAUUUAUCGUCAAAACAGAAAGUAUGGUAAUAAUACCAAUUCAGAACAACAAAACAAGGUAUAUCCUCAAAAUUUUGGAAAAUUGCCUCAGGGUUUUCAGAAGCCCGGAAUGUGA